Clupea harengus (Atlantic herring) is the source of this 3408-nucleotide messenger RNA. RefSeq names its product calcium release activated channel regulator 2Ab (gene cracr2ab). The record is from RefSeq and is a predicted model, not a curated record. Lineage: Eukaryota; Metazoa; Chordata; Actinopteri; Clupeiformes; Clupeidae. Gene Ontology annotation, molecular function: GTP binding; calcium ion binding; GTPase activity.
UGUGACAUUUCAUUUGUAUGUUGCAUACAGUGGUGGAAUUCGGAACACCUGUUAACCUGCCACUCACUGUAAGCAGGUUAUUUUCCGUUUUCACAAGCCACUUUGAAAAAAAUGUCGAAGCGGAUUAGGUCCCCUCAUGCGACCACCGCAUGGUAUCACAUGCUAACUACAUGACUUCACAAAUAGGCACCCUACAUGAAAAUCCAGUGCCUUUCCUACAGGCAGUUCCCGUGUUCUGCUGUAACUCUACUCAUCUCCGGUGGAAACCGAAGCCCAACCUGUGCUGUCCGAUUUUGUUCAGGUUGCCAGAACUGAGUUAAGAAGUCUGCUGCGUGAGGAGAAAUGGACUGUGAGCUGCUAAGACUUCUGUCUUGGGGACACUAAUUUUGGGGAAGAACCUUGUUCUUACUACACAAAGCAUAAAGAUUACAGAAGAGACGACAUGGAAGACUUCACAUAUGUUCGAGAGACACGGGGCCACUGCAGAGGCUUGGAUAAAAAGGAGACCCAGGAGUUCUUUCAGACAUGUGACAUUGAGGGCAAAGGAUAUGUCACACGCACAGACAUGAGGAGGCUUCAUAAGGAGCUGCCUCUGAGUGAAGAGGAGCUAGAGAACGUCUUUGACUCACUGCAUACAGACAGGAAUGGCUAUCUCACCCUGGGAGAGUUUUCUUCUGGUUUUAGUGAGUUCCUGCGUGGCCGAAGGAUCUUGAGGGUUGAGGAUCAAGCUGCCAGCUCCUUGAAAGCUUCCGAAGCUAUUUACCAGAACCAGUGGGAUGAUGUAUCGAUGGAGAACAAGGAGGAAGAGGAUAGGCACUUCGGCAUGCUGCUUGAGAGCCUAGGAGCCACCAAUGUCUUUGAGGAUCCGGGUGACGUGCGCAGUCUUUGGGCGCAGCUGCGGAAGGAUGAGCCUCACCUCCUGUACAACUUUGAGGAGUUUCUGGCUCGGGUCACCGACCAGAUCAAAGAUGCACAGCAAGAGAAGAAAGACAUGGAAAGUGUUCUUCAAAGGAAGGCAGUUGUACAUGACGGUGAAAUCAAACGGUUGUAUGAAGAGAUGGAACAGCAGAUUAAAACGGAGAAAGACAGAAUUAUCCUAAAGGACUCUGAGCGUCUGCUCUCCGGUCAGGACCUGCAGGAGCAGUUGAGCACCAAAGAGCAGGAGCUGGAGCAGAUCUUCCACAAGCAGAGAAGGUUGGAACGCCAGUGCCAAGAGUUGUCGAGUGAGCGCCAGGUGAGCCGUGUAGAGAGUGUGAAACUCAAGAUGACUAACGAGGAGCUCCUGCACGACCUGAACCACACCACCCAUGAGCUCACCAUGGCCCAGGAGCAGCUCAUGGUCCUCCAGAGGCAGGCCUCCAGACUGCAGCAGGAGAGAGAAAUGGAGAUGUACCGGGUCACAGAGGGACUGCAGAGAGAGAAGCAGAGCCUAAUGAAACAGCUCGAUCUUCUCAGAGAGAUGAAUAAACAUUUAAGAGACGAGAGGGAUAUAUCUUUUCUGAAACCUAAGCCUUCUAUUAAGAAGACUCAGAAACUAAGCAGAAUUCCUUCACUGAAACGUGCAAACCGGAGUCAUUCUGUUAAGAGCGAGGGAGCCACAGAAGAGGAGAUGGGACAGCGUGUGCGUGUGCCCAGUUACAGUGCCGGCUCAAGGGUUGGUGGGAGAACGGAGAACGAUGGAACGAAGGAGGUGCAAGGGGUCCAUGCUGAAGCACGGAUGGUUGAGCGUCCUGAUGCUGGGGGAGAGGGUCUAGAUGCUCCUCCCGGGGGCUGGCCCCUGCGCAGGGUCAUUUCCAUCGAGGAGGAUCACUUGGCUCACCUGCUGCAGGGGGAGACCCCACCUCUGCUACAUCAGCUCAGUGAGGAAGACGAGGACGAGGUGCAGCAGCAGGAGGGGAGGGACGAAGAGGAAGGAAACACAGACUUGGACUUAAGUAGCAUUGACCCGGCUGAAACACAGCAGCUGUCCCACCGUCCAGCCAUUGUACCCAUUGAUGCACCUACACGGAACAGCAGCAAGAAGUCCAGAUGGGCUGGCAAUGCACCCUCAAGUACCCGUGGGCAGCCAGUUGGGAAGGAGACAUACCAGCAGGUGCAAAUGGAGGGUGCUCUGGUGGUCCCGGACCGCCUGUUUAAGGUCAUCCUGGUGGGUAACUCUAGUGUUGGUAAGACUGCCCUACUGCGUCGCUUCUGCGAGGGCCGCUUCCAAAGGGCCACCUCAGCCACCGUGGGGGUAGACUACAGUGUGAGGACUCUUAAUCUGGGAGACAUGAAUGUUGCUUUGCAACUGUGGGAUACUGCUGGACAAGAAAGAUACCGCAGCAUCACUAAGCAGUUUUUCCGAAGAGUUGAUGGAGUGGUGAUCAUCUAUGACAUCACAGUGGAGGAGUCUUUCCAAGCUGUGCAACUGUGGCUUAGCAACAUACAGGAGGCGGUGGGCGACGACAUCCCCAUCAUGGUCCUUGGCAACAAGAUGGACGCAGAGAGUGAAAGAGAAGUCCCACUGAAGGAGGGCCAGAGGCUGGCAGAGGACUCUCAUCUGAUAUUCUAUGAAGUCAGCGCAUUCUCAGGAUACAAUAUUAUGGAGUCAUUGACUCACCUGGCCAGAGUACUGAGGGACACUGAGGACCACGAGAAGGACAUGACCGUUCAGCUGUCCGUCCACCAUGUGAAGAAAAGAUCUUGCUGCAAGUAAUCGUCACUGCGUAACCCUGGAAGUAAUUCAGUGACACCAGCCCCCCGUUUCCACAGUGUUGGCCCUGUACCAUAACUUCUGCAAUUUGCUCUAACAUGCUAGAUAUCAGCUUCUGGGCCAAAUCCUGAUCCAGGAACUUUGGCCUGAGCUGCAAGCACCAGAGAUAGUGUUCCUGAUGCGUUUACACUAUCGGCCAUGAAACUAAUGGCAAAAAUGGCUGCCAUACGAGACACUGUACAGCAUUCCAUGGACAGACAAACUAAACAGAGCAAAACCACCAGCAAUGCACCUGAAAAUGAAUCCAAUCCCUAAAUAUCUGGUAAUGAUGUAAAUAAGGUUAGUUAUCUACCAUAUAGGUUAAAUGGCUCCAUUUUGCUAACUAGCAUGGUCCUCGUCUUGGACCUGUUGCCCUAACUGUUGAGCUGGGCUUGUUGCUAGGGUUUGGGUUGCUGGUUGGGGUUACUGGUUAAGCCCUGGUUAAGCCUCUGCCAGCACAAUAUAAAUGCUCCUCGGGCCAGGAACUCAUUUCAGGCACCAGGGUUGGCCCAGGGUUGGCCCAGGGUGUAAACAGAGCUACUGUGGUGGCUCUUUGAUCAGUUAGUAGACCCCUAACAGCCCUGUAUCCAGAGUCACAGCAUCAUAGUAUGCAUAGCGACGGGGUCUUUUUUAUUGUGCUCUUGAUCGUAAACAAAGGACUGAGUUGGCAUUGUUAG